Messenger RNA from Lachancea dasiensis, 1914 nucleotides. NCBI's taxonomy places the organism in Eukaryota, Fungi, Ascomycota, Saccharomycetes, Saccharomycetales, Saccharomycetaceae. The record is from the annotation of a GenBank genome assembly.
AUGCUUUCGCUCAGACAGUUGCAGCUCUCUUCUAGCAGAAGGCUGUUUAGCCGCUCCAGCCGUGCGAUGCGUGCUUUUGCCGCGCAUGACGACGUGAACGGGGCGAAUUCGGCGCCUUUUGGCUCGAAAUACCAGGUGGUGGACCACGAGUACGACUGUUUGGUCGUGGGUGCCGGUGGUGCCGGUCUCAGAGCUGCUUUCGGGCUUGCCGAGGCUGGGUACAAGACCGCGUGCAUCUCCAAGCUUUUCCCCACCAGAUCGCACACCGUGGCCGCCCAGGGUGGUAUCAACGCCGCCUUGGGUAACAUGCACAAGGACGACUGGAAGUGGCACAUGUACGACACUGUGAAGGGCUCGGACUGGCUUGGUGACCAGGACUCGAUUCACUACAUGACGCGUGAGGCCUCGGACUCCAUCAUCGAGCUGGAACACUUUGGUGUCCCAUUUUCCAGAACCGAAGAAGGACGUAUCUACCAGCGUGCUUUUGGUGGGCAGACCAAGGAGAACGGUAAAGGUGGCCAAGCCUAUAGAACUUGUGCCGUCGCUGACAGAACCGGUCAUGCCUUACUGCAUACACUAUACGGCCAGGCUCUAAGACACAACACACACUUCUUUAUCGAGUACUUCGCUAUGGACCUACUUGUUCACAACGGUGAAGUUGUCGGUGUCAUUGCUUACAACCAAGAAGAUGGUACCAUUCACAGAUUCAGAGCACACAAGACCGUCAUGGCCACCGGUGGUUACGGUCGUACUUACUUUUCGUGUACCUCUGCCCACACAUGUACUGGUGACGGUAACGCCAUGGUUUCGCGUGCCGGGUUCCCCUUGCAAGAUUUGGAAUUCGUGCAAUUCCACCCUUCUGGUAUCUACGGGUCCGGUUGUUUGAUCACCGAAGGUGCUCGUGGUGAAGGUGGUUUCUUGGUCAACUCCGAAGGUGAAAGAUUUAUGGAACGUUACGCUCCAACGGCUAAGGAUUUGGCUUGUAGAGAUGUUGUCUCUCGUUCCAUUACCAUGGAAAUCCGUGAAGGUAGAGGUGUUGGCCCCGACAAGGAUCACAUGUUCUUGCAAUUGAACCACUUGCCAGCCAGUGUCUUGAAGGAGAGACUACCAGGUAUCUCUGAGACUGCUGCAAUCUUUGCUGGUGUCGAUGUUACCAAGGAACCAAUCCCAAUUUUGCCAACUGUCCACUAUAACAUGGGUGGUAUUCCAACCAAAUGGUCGGGUGAGGCCUUGACCAUCGACGAAGAAGGUAAGGACAAAGUCAUCCCAGGUCUAUUGGCUUGUGGUGAAGCUGCAUGUGUCUCUGUUCACGGUGCUAACAGAUUGGGUGCCAACUCUUUGUUGGAUUUGGUCGUUUUCGGUCGUGCUGUUGCUCACACCGUUGCGGACUCUCUACAACCUGGCCUACCCCACAAGCCUGUGCCAGCUGACUUGGGUAAGGACUCCAUCGCCAACCUAGAUAAGAUCAGAAACGCAUCUGGUUCUAAGUCCACUGCUGAAAUCAGACUUGCCAUGCAAAAGGCAAUGCAAAAUGAUGUUUCCGUUUUCAGAACCCAGGAAUCUUUGGAUGAGGGUGUCAAAAACGUCACUGCCGUUGACAAAUCUUUUGCCGAUGUUGGCACCUCCGACAGAUCCAUGAUCUGGAACUCCGACAUGGUCGAAACUCUGGAAUUGCAAAACCUGUUGACUAACGCUAUCCAAACCGCUAAAUCAGCUGCCAACAGAAAAGAAUCCCGUGGUGCUCACGCCAGAGAAGAUUAUCCUGAAAGAGACGAUGAGAACUGGAUGAAGCACACCCUGUCAUGGCAAGCAGACCCUCAAGGAGAGGUUGAUUUGAAAUACAGAGGCGUGAUUGCUACAACAUUGGACGAAGCCGAAUGCCCACCAGUUUUGCCAACUGUGAGAGCAUACUGA